Messenger RNA from Iphiclides podalirius (scarce swallowtail), 396 nucleotides. The record is from the annotation of a GenBank genome assembly. Lineage: Eukaryota; Metazoa; Arthropoda; Insecta; Lepidoptera; Papilionidae.
AUGAUGUUAACUAGGUACAAUCGUGGCGACCCCAAUUACUACGUCAGCGGAUAUGGUAUCUCACUCUUGCCUCUCGACGAUAACAUAACGGUGAAUAUCCACUUUUGCGAGUUCUCCAGUCACACGUACAAGAGGACUUUCUUCGAGUUGCAUUUAAAAUUGUGCGAUCUUCUGAACAGGGACAAGUUUUUAGGCACUCUUAUGAAACGGGGAAAUAUGAACAAUUGUCCAUUGCCAGCGGGUACGUAUAACGUGGUGAAUAGUACGUUAUCGAUGGAGAAUGUCCCCAAAAUAUUCCCGUUCAAGAAGGGCAGGUUUCUAAUGAAUUCUACCUAUAGAACUGGGGAGGUCCUCUCCAAGGGGUACAUCGAUCUGGAGGUCAAAGAGAAACUGGUC